Messenger RNA from Drosophila serrata, 2020 nucleotides. It is a transcript of the gene chrb, whose product is annotated as charybde. The record is from RefSeq and is a predicted model, not a curated record. Gene Ontology annotation, biological process: regulation of TOR signaling; apoptotic process; negative regulation of signal transduction. Lineage: Eukaryota; Metazoa; Arthropoda; Insecta; Diptera; Drosophilidae. Gene Ontology annotation, cellular component: cytoplasm.
CUGCUCGGAAAACUGCUCCGCUCAGCUCAGCUCUUAGUUCCCGUUAUCGAAGUUUGCUGCAGCCCAGUUCUUCAUCUAGUUUCCAAGCUCUCUCGCAGGCGCUACUCUCACGCACCCACACAGCCACACGAGCCACAGCUGAGCGAGCGCAAACAGACACACACACACAUAGAGAGAGGCACGCGGCGGCAGAGAGCCAAGGCAAAAGCAGCAGCAGAAGCACAGUUCAGUUGCUGGACAAAUUUUUCGACUCGCACAUCGGACCAAAGGAGGCGCGGAUAAAGAACACGGAACUCGGAGCAGGCAGCAGAAAAGACAGAAAAGCGAGAAAAUAACUUAAAGGCCAGCCAUCUCAGCACUUGAAACUCCGCCAUAUGUAGCCAAGAAUUUUCGGAAAGGAAAAGAAAGGAAAGAACUCUGUCCAAAACAACAAACGUCUAGAAUUAAAAACAAAAAAUAACAACCAUGUGCUGUGUUUAAACUAAUAAGAUUUCCCAAGCCGAGCGCAGAGAGUGACAGAGAAAGAGAGAUAGAGAGGGCGAGAGCUGAACGGAGCGGCGAUUUCCGUUGAUUUUGUAGCAUGUAUUAAAUUGAAAUGUUUAACUAGAAUAACAAAUUUAGUUGUUGAUACUUUUCCAAUUGUUUGUUAUAAACGCUGUCGCUGGAAAAUCGAACUCUCACAAAAGCCACAUACACACACAUACACCCGCGAAAUAAAAUCAAAUUCUUGUGAUUAAAGUGCAUUUCUAAUACGUACGCAAUACAUACACAACAUAUAUAUUUUGUACGUUUAAUCCAACUAUCCCAAAACACACACACACAUACGCGCACGCAAUUAAUUAAUUAAAAAAAAAAACGCAACGAAAGUCCGUCGAAAUCAGAAGUGGAAUCAAAGUCUAGAAGAACUCUUAUUUUGAAUAAAGAAAACAUUCAAAACCCGCAAAAAGGAGCCCAAGGAAGCAGCGGCGGCGAACUCUAUGAAGAUGGAAGUGCUCUCAGUACAAAAUCACAUUCAGGGAAAAUUCGGUGUUAAUAAAAUUAAAGACUGGCAAGCUGCAACGGCACCGCUGGAGGUGGAGGAGGAGGAGGAGGAGUUGAACGUGUCCGGAAACGGGAACACAGCCGCCGGCGACCUGGACGUCGAUGUGGUUGACGGCCAUCCGGCCUCCGUGUUGCACAUGCGGCAGCAUCAGGCGCUCAAUACGCGUCCACCCAGUGGUGCGCCCGCUGCGGCUGGCAGUGGUUCCCUAACCGGAGGAGCCGGCCCUGGGCCAGGCGGCGGUGGAACAACCACACCCAAGCAGGCCACUUCAGCUGUGGCUGCUGCCAGCUUCGAGGCGCCCAUCAGUGGCGGCAGUGCUGCUGCCUAUCACCACGCCUACAUGACCAACUUGCUGACCAGCACCACUCAGCAGCAUCAGCAUCAUCAUUAUCACCACCCUCUACCGGCUUCGCCGCUGCAAUCGACGGCUGGAGCACGAUUUGGAGCUGCGGACAACCUGGAUGAUGUGAGCGCCAGUGCUGUGCGAGAGCUGUCGGGACAGCUGCAGGCCCAGCUAAGGGAUGCCAAGCGUCGUCACUUGGCCUGCACGGAGGUAACGCUGCCCAACGACCUCACCCGACGCAUUGCAGCCGAAAUCAUUCGCAUGUCGGAGCGAGAGCCAUGUGGCGAGCGGGCUUGCACCCUCUUCAUUGAGUUCGAGAGUGAGCCAAAUAAUGUGAGGCGCAUUGCUUCGUUCAAAGUGGAUCCGGAAACUGUGUCGAUAUUUGAGCUAUACUUGACGCUGAGGCAGGGCAAGAGCGGCUGGACAUCCCUGCUGCCGCAGUUUAUCAAAAACCUCACACGAAGCAAUACCAUCAACAUUAGCCCCGAUUUCACGCUGACCAAGAACAAGCUCUAUUCAUCUGAGUGAGGCGCUCGAAGGAGCAGUGGCAGGGAUUCGCUGGACUGCUCAGAACGAACUCAAUCCCUCCGAACAACAACAACAACAACAACAACCAGAACAGUAAAGCAGCAACA